Molecule: messenger RNA, 924 nt
Organism: Penicillium alfredii
Lineage: Eukaryota; Fungi; Ascomycota; Eurotiomycetes; Eurotiales; Aspergillaceae
Gene: prs2
Product: proteasome core particle subunit alpha 1
Exons: 3
Coding region: 1-924 (307 amino acids)
Biological process (GO): ubiquitin-dependent protein catabolic process
Cellular component (GO): proteasome core complex; nucleus; cytosol
Source: RefSeq, a predicted model, not a curated record
AUGUCUGGCUACGACCGUCAUAUUACCAUCUUCUCCGACCAGGGUCGAUUGUACCAAGUCGGUAUGUACUUCCAAUCCUCUCCUGCUCUGGCCUCGUUUCGUUCUGUGUUCGACCGUCCAGCAGGGUGUGCCGUCACCAUGACCGCUGACCCCUCUGCGCUCCCAGAAUAUGCAUUCAAGGCGAUCACCUCGGCCAACAUCACCUCCAUCGGCGUGAGGGGCAAGAACUGCGCGGUGGUGCUCUCUCAGAAGAAAGUUGCCGACAAAUUGAUCGACGCAUCCUCCGUUUCACAUGUCUUCAGGCUCUCGCCCUCUGUGGGCUGUGUCAUGACCGGCUCGAUAGCUGAUGCCCGGGCCUCGGUCGACCGGGCUCGUGGUGAGGCCGCCGAAUUCCGGUACAAGUUCGGAUAUGAGAUGCCGUGCGAUGUUCUGGCCAAGCGUCUGGCCAAUAUCAACCAGGUCUACACACAACGAGUGCGUUCUCCAUCUCUAGUCUUUGUAAUGAACAGCGACAUUUCUGACUUUAUGUUUUCUCAGGCCUACAUGCGACCACUCGGCGUGGCCAUGACGUUGAUCUCGGUCGAUGACGAGAACGGCCCGCAACUCUACAAGUGUGAUCCGGCCGGCUACUAUGUCGGGUACAAGGCGACGGCGUCGGGCCCCAAGCAACAGGAGGCAUUGAAUUACUUGGAGAAGAAGCUGAAGAACAAGGAUGCCGCCGAGGGGAGCUGGGACGAGGUUGUGGAGCUGGGCAUUACCGCGCUGAGCAAUGUGCUGAGCGUCGACUUCAAGAAGCACGAACUAGAGAUCGGGAUCGUGGGCGGGCCGCAGCCGGACGGCAAGGAGGGAACGAGUACAGGGUUCCGGGCGCUUACUGAGGAGGAGAUUGACGAACGGCUGCAGGCCAUCGCCGAGAAGGACUGA